Messenger RNA from Leptinotarsa decemlineata (Colorado potato beetle), 773 nucleotides. RefSeq names its product cytoplasmic protein NCK1. NCBI's taxonomy places the organism in Eukaryota, Metazoa, Arthropoda, Insecta, Coleoptera, Chrysomelidae. The record is from RefSeq and is a predicted model, not a curated record.
ACGGGCGACUACUCAGUAUCCUUGAAAGCUCCAGGAAGAAACAAACAUUUCCGUGUACACGUCGAGGGAGCUCUAUAUUGCAUCGGACAACGAAAAUUCCACACGCUCGAUCAACUCGUGGAUCAUUACCAAAGGGCACCGAUCUACACCAACAAGCAAGGUGAAAAACUUUAUCUGGUACGUCCCCUUCCGAAAACCAAAUAACGGAUAAAUCUACCAUUGAAAGAACUGUUUAGGAUUAAAAAAGUACUAUUUGUGUGAGUGUUUUGUUCUUGAAUUUUUUGAUGAAUCAAUAUUAUUAUUAUUCAUUGGCAAACAUGUAUAUCUGGUCAUGUUAUAUAUUUUUUGUUUAUUUUGUAUAUAUGUUUUCGUCUAAGUUAUUGAAUUUUUAGCAGUAAUUCCUACAAAAGCACAAAGUUAUUUUCGUUCAUGCAGGAUGGUCCCGUUACUGUUUUUACAUUUUGUAAAAAUAUUUUCAUAGAGCCGGAAUCGAAAGCGCGGUACACUUUAUGUUUUUGUGACUAGUCAAAAGCUUGUAUUUAUUAGUUCAGUCGAAAGGUAAUGUUGGAUAAAAGGACCACCCUAACGCAAAACAAAUAGAUGGAAGUGAUUCAAUGGAUGAAGCUUUAUGUAACUCAUGAAUACUCAAUAUUAUUAUUAUUAUAGGAACUGAUGUCACGUAAUUAUAUUUUUUUUUAUCCUAUUGAUAAAGUUUGAAAUAUCUUCUCGGUUUUCUAACACAGUACACAAUAAGUAAAGAAAUAGAAUUCUCA